Messenger RNA from Sorghum bicolor (sorghum), 592 nucleotides. Its product is annotated as protein NUCLEAR FUSION DEFECTIVE 6, chloroplastic/mitochondrial. The transcript has 3 exons. Bases 77 to 385 code for a protein of 102 amino acids. The record is from RefSeq and is a predicted model, not a curated record. Gene Ontology annotation, cellular component: mitochondrion. NCBI's taxonomy places the organism in Eukaryota, Viridiplantae, Streptophyta, Magnoliopsida, Poales, Poaceae.
UCCACCGAGCCCUUCGGCGUCCUCGCAAAUCUGCAAAGAGCCCAACAAGGGUUUUAGAGGACAACGGACCCCGUCGAUGGCGGCGACGGCUGGCGGCGCGCGGCGAGCCCUCGCGGCGCUGCGCUCCGGCUCCCAGUCUACUAUCUCUGCAACGCUAUCCCGCCAGGCGGCGGCUCGCUCUCCGGAGCUGGCGGCGGCGUCCCUGCCGCGCGCCUCUCGCCGGCGCCUCGCGAUCUCGAGGGUGCCGGUUGCGGCGCUCGGCGGCGUGCAGGGUUCGCUGAUGCCGAUGCACAACGCCACCGCGUCGGCGCUGCUCACCUCCAUGCUCGGGCUUAAGCCUGGCUCUUGGGGCUGGCUCUCCGAAGGAUUUGCUACACCCCUAUAACAGGAAUGGUGUAUCCGUCACAAGAGCCUGUUUUCACCUUUGUGCUAGAGGAUUCCAAUAACACUUUUACGUGCCUUGCGGAGUACACCCUUGGACUUUUGCUUUUGGAAUCUGUACUAAAAUUUGCGACCAAAUACUUAUGGUCUCAUGUGCCAAUUUUCUUAAUUCUAUGAUAUCGAUCCCUUGAAUUAUUCGUAUUCCAUGUUA